AUGGCAGCUCCAUCACCUGCAUACAGCUCCCAAUCGUCCUCUGAUGCGAGUCACCACGGCGCCAGUUCGCCCAGUCUCCCAUACGAUCCUCCUCUCACAUUCUCCACCGUCAUCGACCAUGAUCACAACACGAUCAACAAAGUCGCUGGGCGCCUUCUUAGGGCCAAGGCACCCCAGGACCGUGCCCGCCUCCUGAAGGAAGUCACCUGGCGGCUCGUCCGGCACGACGUGUCGGAAGACAUCGUCAUGCGGCCCGCUUUCAUCGAGCACCUUGGCGAUGAGGGCGUGCACAUGGCCGAACACGACCGGACAGACCACGAGAGAGCCCGCUCCAAACUGCUCGCACUGUUCCACGUUCCGCUCGAAGGGGACCAGUUCCUCGGCGCCCUGCGUGCACUCUUCGCGCAGCUAUUGGAGCACAUGAAGGUUGAGUCCGGACAGCAGAUCCCGCACUUGGAACACAUGCUGGAUCCCGAGGAGAGCCAGCGGCUGGGCAGGGAGUAUUUGAAGACCCAGCGCCUUACCCCGGACCUGCAGGUAGUCGACAAGUGCACAGGCGCGAGGAGGCGGGUGUGGAGCGACGUCGAGGACUUCGCUAGGACGGAGCUGCAGAGAUUCAAGGAGAUCUGGGACGAAUUGAAGCUGAGCGACGACCAGAUCGACGCCGAGGUUGAAGCAUGCCACAGGAGGAGGCUUCAUCGCGGAAAGUUGUAA
Cladophialophora psammophila CBS 110553 is the source of this 714-nucleotide messenger RNA. RefSeq lists its product as uncharacterized. The record is from RefSeq and is a predicted model, not a curated record. NCBI's taxonomy places the organism in Eukaryota, Fungi, Ascomycota, Eurotiomycetes, Chaetothyriales, Herpotrichiellaceae. The transcript has a single exon. The coding region runs from base 1 to 714 and encodes 237 amino acids.